Molecule: messenger RNA, 6217 nt
Organism: Megalops cyprinoides (Indo-Pacific tarpon)
Lineage: Eukaryota; Metazoa; Chordata; Actinopteri; Elopiformes; Megalopidae
Gene: ibtk
Product: inhibitor of Bruton agammaglobulinemia tyrosine kinase
Exons: 28
Coding region: 944-4948 (1334 amino acids)
Biological process (GO): negative regulation of protein phosphorylation
Cellular component (GO): nucleoplasm; cytoplasm
Molecular function (GO): protein kinase binding; protein tyrosine kinase inhibitor activity
Source: RefSeq, a predicted model, not a curated record
UACUGUUUUGGAGUUUUGUACAGUGUUUGUAGGUCAGAAUUAGAUUAUUUAAGUCCCUUUAAUGAAGUUUAAAGCGAUUGCUGCGACACGGUCCAAUCGGAAUACAGCAUGCAAGAUGUUUCUACCAAUCAGAGCUGUUUAUGUUCUUUGGCCUGUCAUUUGCGCUAGGAUCCCUGUCGAAGUGCAGCUCUGCGGCCAAACUCUGUCAAAAUAUCCAGCUUAAAACGCAUUUUCUUUCUCAUUCACUGACGAUGACUCUGCGGACUUUUGCAGUCGAUAUGAGCCGAAACUUCGCUGUCACCUUCAUCUAGCGACAGGUACCCACGACAAUUAUGGAGGCCUAAAGGUUGAGUGUGUGACGGGGGAGAGGGCCCUUUCCCUCUGGUUGGAAGGACUUUGUGGAGGGAAUCCACGGAAGGUUGUUAGAAGUUGUUGCCUUUUCUAUAACACCUCAGAAGAACUAUAUAUAUAUAUUUUUUUUUUUUGAAAAGAGAGAAAUUAUAUAUUUGUAGUUUUGUAUUUGUCGAUUUUGCAAUGCUGCUGAAUGUGCCAAACAAGUGUGCCUCUUGUGUGCGUCCGGCUGCUGUCAUGGUGGAUUGAGCUGUCCUGAAACAGGACCUGGGGUCGCUAGGGUGCGGUGGAACCCCAACACAAGCACAGUCCUAGCGCCCCAACACACACCACAGACAACCUGCCACUGUUUACUGUGGGGCUUUUCCUCUGUUACUAUUACUGCUAUUCAUAUCAUUGGAAAUCCAGCUUGUGCUCUCAUUUGCAUUGGUUGUGUUUCUCACAGGGAGGUAGUUCAGGGAUUGUGUUGAAAUUACUUUCAGAGGGGGAAAGGGUUUCGGUUGUGGGUCAGAGGAGGGGGUGGGGGGUCGUAGUGAGAGGGUGGGGUUGUUGUUACAGGCGGGCAUUACGGUGAGGUCAGAGAGGGGUCAGGAUGAGUGCAGCAACCCCGGAAUGCACGCCGAAGUGCCGCUCUCUGGUGCACGCGGACGAGGUGCUGGCGGCCAUGACCGCUGGCUCGGAGGGUCAGCUGCGGGCCUUCCUGUCGGGACACUGCUGCAACGCCAGCACCCUGCGGGACGAGCACGGCCGCACCGCCCUGCACCUGGCCGCCUCGCUGGGCAAGCGAGCCCUCCUGGAGUGGCUGCUCGACAGCAAGAGCGCCGACCUGCUGGUGAAAGACAAGGAGUCGGGCUGGACCGCCCUGCACCGCAGCAUCUUCUACGGACACAUCCACUGCCUCAUAUCACUUGCCAAGCAUGGAGGAAGCCUCACCACCCAGGACAAGGAGGGCCUCACUGUGCUGGACCUGGCAAUGAAGGACAGACCGGCACAUGUUGUUUUCCGUAACUCCGACCCAACGGAAGUUUACACUUGGGGGAACAAUGCCAACUUCAGCCUUGGUCACGGAAACCAGGAAAGCCGUCAGCACCCCGAAAUCGUGGACCUGUUCGCCAGGACAGGCGUUUACAUCAAACAGGUGGUGCUGUCGAAGUUCCACUCAGUGUUCCUGUCUCAGAAGGGACAGGUGUUCACCUGUGGACAUGGACAGGGAGGCCGAUUGGGACACGGAGAUGAACAGACGUACCUGGUUCCACGGGUGGUGGAGGGGCUCUUGUCCCAUCAGUGCUCUCAGGUGGCUGCAGCCAAGGAUCACACAGUGGUCCUGACUGAGGAGGGCUACGUCUACACCUUCGGCCUCAACACCUUCCAUCAGCUGGGCCUAGUCCCUCCCCCUGCCUCCACCCACUUGCCCAAACAGGUAUCGUCCAAGUGUCUGAAAGGGAGGACUGUGAUUGGCGUAGCGGCAGGAAGGUUCCACACAGUCCUGUGGACACGGGAGGCGGUGUACACCAUGGGACUGAACGGGGGCCAGCUGGGUUACCUCCUGGAUCCAAACGGAGUGAAAUGUGUGACUGCACCUCGCCAGGUGUCCGCCCUCCACCACAAGGAAGUGACCAUCUCCAUGGCAGCGGCCAGCAACGGGGCCACCGUGUGCGUGACGGAGAAGGGAGACGUUUACCUGCUGGCUGACUACCAGUGCAAGAAGCUGGCGUCCAGGCAGCUGAACAUUAAGAAGGUUGUGGUGAGUGGGGGCAGCCUGGACCACCGCAUGGCCCCCCAGGUUCUGAACGAGGCGGGCGGGGAGAAGGUGUCAAUCCUGGCUCUGGAUCAAGCUGGAAGGGUGUUCAGCUGGAAGGCGGCGGGCAGCUCUGUGAAACAGUGCCGCUGGGCGUACGGGCGGCAGGUGUUCAUGUCGGACAUCGCGCUCAGUAAAAACCACAUGAUGUUCGUCACGCAGGAGGGAGAGGGCUUCAGUGGCCAGUGGCUGUCCGAGCACAAGAAGGGCGGAGACAAAAAAGACGCAGGGGGUGGCGUGGAGCUGACAGGUCAUUCUGAGGUCAGUGGGGCCUAUGAGCGAAUCCGCCUAGAGCGGCUGCCGUAUGUCCACAGAGCCGUCAGCAUCACCAUGGACUCCAAGGGGCGCAACUUUGGGGUCCUGCAGUCUGACCCCAAGACCAGUCUGUUUGAGGUCCCCAGCGUCUCCCCCUCGUCCUUCUCCCAACACUUCCUGAACCUCCUGUCCUCUGCCGACGAGAUGGACAGCAUCCACGACGUCACGCUGCAGGCCGGCACCCGCACCUUCCCCGCGCACAAGUACGUCCUGUCCAUGCGCUCGGACUUCUUCCGCAAGCAGCUGUACCCCACGACGGAGGGCGGGCGGCCGGAGGAGGAGGAGGAGGAGGAGGGGGUGAGGAAGAGCGAGGACGUGGCUGGCUGCGACCUGCUGGUCCUGGAGAAGAUCCCGGCCGAGAUGCUGGAGCACACCCUGCGCUUUGUCUACGCCGACUCGUGCGAGCUGCUGGUGCACGGCUCGCGGCCUGGCCCGCCGCCCCCCCAGGAUCCGGCCCUGUCCGGCCUGCACGACCUGAGCCUGCCGGAGGGGCUGCGGGGCCGCUCCGCCCUGGAGGUGUACCGCUCCCUGCCUGCGGCACAAAACAAAAGCACCAAAACCAGCAAGAAGAACAAAGGGGGCGGGGCUGGCGAGUUAGCGCCCAAUCCGGUGAAGACUCUGCAGGGCGUGGCCAAGAAACUGGGCGUGGGCAGUCUGUCAGCACGAUUGGAUGGGGUGAAGUAUGAAAAUGGGAAAAUCAGUGUUGUUCACAAGAAGUCAGGAAAUAAGCCCAAAUUCAGCCAGAAAAAGUGCUCCUACCUCUGUGAUGUCACUCUGAAGUCUGAAGAUGGGAAGGAGUUUGCGUGCCACAAGUGUGUGCUCUGUGCCAGACUUGAAUAUUUCAACAGCAUGCUGGGGAACAGCUGGAUAGAGGCCACAAGCUGCACUGCGCUGGAAAUGCCUACUAGUGCUGCGGUCCUGCAGGUCAUUCUGGACUACGUUUACACCGAUGAGUCGAUUGCGGUGAAAGAGUGUGAGAACGUGGAGUUCGUGUGCAACGUGCUGGUGGUGGCGGACCAGCUCCUCAUCACACGCCUCAAAGAGAUGUGCGAGGUGGCCAUCACCGAGAACCUGACUCUUAAGAACGCCGCCGAGCUGUUGGAGUUCGCCGUCAUGUACAACGCGGAGCAGCUCAAACUCUCCUGCCAGCAGUUUAUCGUGCUCAACAUCGCCGCCCUGCUGGAGUCUCGAGCGCUGGAGGUUCUUAGUGAAGAGGUGCUGCUGGAGCUGUCUGCUGCCUACAGGAGCAUGAUCCCAGCCAUGAAGAAGCGUGUGAUCACUCCCUCUCCGGUCGCCCCCGACCUCAGCGGCUACGAGGACAAAGACUGGGACUCCUCACUUAGCACGAAAAACGAGAGUGAGCUGGACAGCACUUCCAGGGAGACACUGCUGAAGAAAGCCAAAAUGAAAGCGAAACGCAAACCGAGGCGACGCUCAGACAGCUCUGGGGGGUACAACCUGUCUGACAUCAUCCAGAGCCCGCCCACUACAGGUCUAGUGAAGUCAGGAAAGACAGGCUCCAUGGAGUCACUGCAGGAGCUGCUCACCUCAGACUCAGAGGGGAGCUAUGCUGGCGUGGGCAGCCCCCGAGACCUGCACUCGCCCAUCUUCCAGGAGAGAGCGGAGCUCGAGGAGAGGUCCCGGAUCCUGAGCCAGAAGAGUCCACCCCAAACCCCACCCGCAGGGAUCAGACCACCCCUGCUUGCCAACAGCUCCACCCCUCAGCCUAUCCCCAGGCCCCAAAUGAAUCCGACUCGGCCACCUCCAGUUCUAUAUCUCCGAGACAUCAUGGAGACAGAGUCGCAAAACCUUGGAGCUACGCCCAAAAGUCCUGUAUCCAGCAGCAAGACCUCUCCAUUCCCAGCCAAGCUCUCCCAGAAGCAAAGGAAGAUGAUUGCCAUGGUGACAAAAGAGGGUGGGCCAGAGGGCUUUCCAGCAGUGUCUCCCCCUGUGGUCACCCCAUCCAAGAAUGGGAAGGCAUGGGCAACACCGCUGCAGUCCCCCCUGUCUUCCCAGUCAUUCCGGGACCUGCUGGAGGAAGAGGAGAGGCGGGUCAAGGCCGCUGCGGUGCCGGUGAUUGCUUCAGGCAGAACCGCUGCCGUGCCUCAGAUCAGUGCUGGCAGAACAGCUACAGCACCUGUGACUAGUCCAGGGGCUCUGCCCUGCACCCCCAGGAGGGUGACGUUUAAAUGUGCUGAGUCCAACGACCUGGAGAAGCCAGCGGGGCCUUGGUUGGUAGCAGCAGUUGGCAGCCCCCCUGCGGGUGCCAUGGUAACCUUCGCUUCCAUCGUAGAGGAGGAGCGGCAGCAGGAGGCGGCGCUGAUCCGGAGUCGGGAGAAACCACUGGCGCUGAUCCAGAUCGAGGAGAGGGCAAUCCAGGAUCUGCUGGUGCACUACAGAGCGUCCAAUAACCCUGAUGAGCUCAUUGUGGUGGAGAGAGCUGCCCAGGGCCCUAUUGCGGUCCCCACCUGGCACAAACACUGAGCGAACAUAUUCGCAACUUAUCAGCGAUGCGUCGGAUAGCGUAUCAGAUGCGUGCUUCCUCAUCUCCUUUUAAGGUGUUCCCCAGAACCCCUCCCACACUGGCGGUGUGUCUGACGCCAGUCUUCACUCUACAGAAUGUAGUGCUCUAAUCUGUGGCAUAGACCCAUUUCCUGUGUUUUCCCCCCGCAGUUUCUCCUUGUUGGAGUGCGGUUGGCUUUUCUCUUCUCAUAACAAGAAUGUUUUCUUCCAAAAACUGUCAGCUGUCACUCAUGGGAGGGGAGGUGGGGUCAAUGAGCUGCCAAAGAUGAUGCCUUGAGGAAAAAAUUGAGUGUAAGAGGAAACUAGGCCCAGACUGUGUUACCCAGCAGGCUUUGCAUGACUUUAUGGACAGGUUUAGGCCAGUGAGUGAUGCAUGCUGGGGCGUGGGCACAGAGCUGACAUGCAGAGCACAGCUUGGGCUCUGGAAGGCCCACAAGCCUGAGAAGUUGGAGUGAACUGAGCCUGUGUGGAAAGGCACCAGCGUUAAGUGCAGGAGACUGGAAUGGAAAACGCACAAUAUACAUGGCAAAAAAAAUCCUAUAUAUCUAUACUUAAUAUUUUAGAAUGUAUAAAUUCUAAAAUAUAUUCUAUAUAUUCUAUUCAAAAAGCUACUUCUGAGAGGACAUAUGCUUUGGCAAGGUGUGCGUGCGUGUGCACGCCUGUGUGUGUGUGUGUGUGUGUGUGUGUGUGUGUGUGUGUCUGUCACACAGGGAAGUGUGGGCGGUGUGGUGACAUUGUGUGGUGUAUCACCUGGAUCUGGCUGUCACUGAGGUUCCCAUCAACACAGCCAUGAAAAGAGAGCUAAAACCUCAGCUGAGAAACUCCUGCCUCCAACUGCUCUCUCUCUCCUUCUGUCUAGUAUCCACUGUGCUCACAUUCAUGCAGUGCUUGGGCAAACACACGCAUGUAUGCGCACACACAUCACACACACCUCCUAUACAUACACACAGAUACACAAGUACACUACACCUACUUGCAAAUUGGAGAACGCCCACUCAUAAGCAUGCACACACUGCCCAUACUCUUGUACACAUAUACACACGCCCACACACACAUCCUUCACUCCCCCAGGGAAGUGGUUUGCUCUGUUGACAGUGCUGUUUAUGCUCACUAUCUGAAGUGUUGAGAGUGUGCUACUUGGUUGGUGUGUGUUUACCUCCAUGUACCAAGUCCUAAAGAACUCAUCCCCAGACCCUUCUCUGACCUUCAGUUUGGGCUGCAAAGAGAAGA